AUGGCCUUCCAAGCCUUACGCGCGCGACGCGAUGCGCGUCAGCGGGACUGGCGUCGCCGCUCCACGGAGGCGCCUACGCAUGCAUGCCAGGCGAUCCCAGGGACCUCACUGGAGGUCGAGGUAACGACAUUGGCCGGCCGAGGCCUACGUCUCUCUCCGCAGGCAGCGCCAUGUCAACCUGGCGACACGCUCGCAGAGUUUCCGACGUCCGUCUCUGUGCUUGCCACCUCGCAAGUCCCCCAUCGAUGCCACUUCUGCUUCAGCAAGCCGGACCAUGCGCUUGUUCGCUGCUCGCGGUGCCAUUUUGCGCGGUACUGCGGUGCCCAGUGCCAAGCCGCGGCAUGGACCGACUAUCGGCAUCGUGAUGAAUGCCAUGCGCUGCGCCGCUGGUUUCGUACGGCGGAGCACCCCGACACGCUCCCAGACCUCGCACGCGAGCCUGGCCCGUCUGUCCGGGCCCUAGCGCAGCUUCUGUGGCGCCGCCAACGACAGGAUGCUGCAUGGUGGCAGCCGCAUGCACGCAUGAUCUCACACCGGACUACAUUGGACGCAGCGAGCCAAGAAGAGGCCGCGUCGAUCGCGUAUCGACUGGCCCAGUUCCUCGGGUCCGAAGGCACGCUACGUGCCCUCGGGAUCGAGCAUGCCGAUGCGUUGCUCGAGCUCGUGUGCCAGCACAGAGCGAAUGGAUUCACGCUCUCUGAUCCUCACUUGGAUCCCAUCGGUGUAUGUAUCCAGCCCACGGCCGCGCUUCUCAAUCAUGCAUGCGAGCCCAAUGCCGUGGUGGUCUUCCCGGAGGCGAAGCCAGGCCAUCGAUGUCGUAUGCACAUUCUUGCUCUUCAGCCUAUCCAGCCUGGUGACGCGGUACUUACGUCGUACGUCGACGUAGCGACGCCCCAUGCAGAGCGGCAGCGAAUCUUGCGGGAGCGCUAUCACUUUACAUGCCGCUGUGCACUGUGUACACGGCACGACAGCUGGAUCGAUCCACGCACAGCGCUAUGGUGUCCGCAUACGGGCUGCGUUGGAUGGGUCUCGCCCACAGCGCCGUCGGCGUGCCGGCAGUGCCAUCGUGUGCCUGGAGCGAUGGAUGUCCAAGCCACACUUGCACAAGCACAGGAAGCCGCGCUGCACGUCGAAAAGGCCAUGGCAUCAAACGACCUACACACGAUACCCAGCUACGUGGCCAUUUCGCUGCCUGGCCUCAGCGCUAUCGCACCGCCCUCGCACCAUCUCAUGUGGACACUCCUGCACGCCGCGCAAGUUGUGGCGAUUGAAAAAGAGGCGUGGGACGAAGCGAUAUCGUAUGCCCUGCUUCUGUGUGCAGGCAUGCAAGCGCGGGGCGCGCGGGAUGCACGCAGCUGUCUCUAUAUACCCGGCCACCCCCAACGUGCUGUCCUCCUGGCGACGCUCGGGCGUCUUUUGGCACAGAGCACGUCCGACACGCCACCGACUGCCUCGGCAUGGCUGGCACGGCCACCACCGAUCCCACCCAGUGCCCAGGCACGCCGCGAGAUGGCGUGGGCCAUCUUGCAGCAGGCACAGCACGAGGCGCUGGUCGGAUUCGGACGUGCGACGCAGGGCGGCACGGUGGGCCACCUCGUUCGUGCUACGCUGCAUGUACUAUCGCAAGAGCAGGAGGCCGCACGCACUAUGUGCCAACCCACUUCAUAG
This is a messenger RNA of Malassezia pachydermatis, 1668 nucleotides long. RefSeq names its product set domain-containing protein. Gene Ontology annotation, cellular component: nucleus. The record is from RefSeq and is a predicted model, not a curated record. NCBI's taxonomy places the organism in Eukaryota, Fungi, Basidiomycota, Malasseziomycetes, Malasseziales, Malasseziaceae. The transcript has a single exon. Gene Ontology annotation, molecular function: protein binding. Bases 1 to 1668 code for a protein of 555 amino acids.